AUGGACUCCGACUCGUACCUCGAAGGCUGGGCCGCCACAGCCGACCAGAUUAUCGCAGACUGCUCAUCAGGGGGGUCUAUACCGAGCAAACCUAUCACAACGUCUGGCUUGCAGCCAAAAAUUGCCAUUCCCGAUCUGGGCUCCAUUAGUAACAAAGCAAACUUGUCUUGGCUUUCUCCUCGCCUUCAGCAAACAGUCUAUCAACGAAUAAGCGUCACGCUUCAAUACCUUGGCGAUAAGAUGCUGAAGACAUUCAGAUCGACUACAUCUGGCCUGCUAUCACAAGAGUUGCUGGGAGGCUUGAGCGACAAGGAGAUAGAAUUAUGGGUGGCUCAAGUGUUCGAACAAUACUAUCGCAGAGAGUCCGACAGAUUUCUCAAUAGGGUGGCAGAUAUGGAUGCGCUCAACACACUCGAAGCUGCCUACGAGCGCUGCCCAGUCUUGUCUCCAGCCGAGACAAACCUCGUCGCGUCGGCCGCCGGUAUAACUCCUCAGCAGGUUCGCACAUGGUUCCAGAACAAACGGAAUCGAGGCAAGAAACUGGGCGGUGGCAAGCCCGCCAAGCCGUCCUCGGGUCCCCGACUCGUCGCCUCUCUCCCCAAACGCGUCCCCCGACAACCAUCCUGCAGCUACUCCGCCUCCCCCGAGCCUCUUAAUACUAUCAAUGACACUCCUACUCGUCGUCCCGUCCGGGAUCUUCCUCGUCGCGCGCACACCCAACGUCGAACCUCCUUCGACCCCUCCACCGAGAUCACCCCUGAACCUUCCCUCGUCGACGGCGACUCCAACUCCGUCUUCUCCCCCGCCACCCUCUCCCCCGGCUCUUCCUGCGGCUCUAUCGCGUCCAAUGGCGGGUUUAUCUCCCCAUUCAGCAUGCACAUGGCCCAACAGCAAGGCCAAGAGGGUGGGAGGCAAGAGACGCAGAUCAAUAUCUGCUGGGACCAGGGUGUGCUGAAUGUACCCUUUGAGGCGCUGAAAAGUAGCGAGGGCGUCCCAAACUUUGAGUUUGUUCCCCCUACGCCGUCUCAAAACAACUGGGGCUCCUUCGACGCUAUAAUUCCCGACGCCUUAUCCUUCCCGGGCAACUUUGGCAUGGACGACCUCAGCCAGAUGUCAUACGGCGGCCAGUUCGACGACGCCUCCCUCGGACUCGACAGCAUCGAGCACAUCCUCAACGAAGCGCUCUCAGACCCCACUGCUUUCGGCGGAUUGACGCUCUCGGGCUCGCCCCAGUUCUCCGAGUCUUCGCCGCUGACGCCAGGGUCGGAGGCGGGUGCUUCGGAGGUGUCGUCGACGACGUUUGUGUCGAAUGGGGUGAAGGGCGGAGAUGGGCUUGAUGGGGAUUUCUUCUCGGUGUUGGAUGGGAUGAUCAGUGCGCCGAGUCCGGUUGGGGAACAUACUUAUCCUAUCUUCUCUCCUCAAGACCGGUCGGUUUCUUCCGCAUCGUCGUCUUCUGCCCUUUCUUUCACCUCUGCGUCUACUGCACCCACUUCCGUCUCCUCGUCUUCGGUGCUCGAGCAAGAGAACCAGUACCAGCACAACCAGUAUACGAAGGGUCUUGAUCUCUUUGUUCCUGUCCAGCACCAGCAUCAACCACGCCAAGGGUCAGGCAGCUUCGACGUGGGAUCAGUAGGGAACGAGAUCGGCCACGCUUGGCAGGGACAGGGAGACUUUGGGGCGCAGCCGCAGCAGGGCCAGAAGCAAGAGGCGAGCAGUUGGGGCUGGACCUCCGGCCUUCUCCCAUUCGACUCGACUCCUUCCCCCUCCGACGAGCACACAUCCAACCCACCAUUCUUCAGCUUCCCCAACUCUCCCAACACUCCACCCUUCUCCCAGCAUACCCCGACUCCCUCUCGUUUGAACUCUGGUGAAUCUCAGGCCUCGCUCUUUGCGCCAAUGGGCCAGGCGGCGGCUUAUGGGUUCAACCCGACGAUGCCGGUGGGGCAGUCUUAUGGCGCGUCUGGCCGAGGGCAGGGGCUGUAA
Messenger RNA from Cryptococcus amylolentus CBS 6039, 1983 nucleotides. RefSeq lists its product as hypothetical. Lineage: Eukaryota; Fungi; Basidiomycota; Tremellomycetes; Tremellales; Cryptococcaceae. Gene Ontology annotation, biological process: regulation of DNA-templated transcription. Gene Ontology annotation, molecular function: DNA-binding transcription factor activity, RNA polymerase II-specific; DNA binding. The transcript has 5 exons. The coding region runs from base 1 to 1983 and encodes 660 amino acids. The record is from RefSeq and is a predicted model, not a curated record.